This is a messenger RNA of Oryctolagus cuniculus (rabbit), 207 nucleotides long. NCBI's taxonomy places the organism in Eukaryota, Metazoa, Chordata, Mammalia, Lagomorpha, Leporidae. The record is from RefSeq and is a predicted model, not a curated record.
GUCGUGCUGGGCGCUGGAGCCGCAGCAGUCAUGGCAAACUUGCUUCAGAUUGUGUGUGACCACUGGGUUCACAUACUUGUACCUAUGGGCUUUGUCUUUGGAUGUUAUCUAGACAGAAAGAAUAAUGAAAAGCUAACAGCCUUCCGGAACAAGAGUAUUUUAUUUAAAAGGGAAUUGAGGCCUAAUGAAGAAGUUACCUGGAAGUAA